CGAUGGCUUCCACAGCAGCGGAGGAGGAGAAGGGGUCCCCCGUGGUGGUGGGGCUGCUGGUUGUGGGGAACAUCAUUAUCCUGCUGUCAGGCCUGGCCCUGUUUGCUGAGACAGUCUGGGUGACAGCUGACCAGUACCGCGUGUACCCCCUGAUGGGCGUCUCUGGCAAGGAUGAUGUCUUCGCGGGUGCCUGGAUUGCCAUCUUCUGUGGCUUCUCCUUCUUCGUGGUGGCCAGCUUUGGUGUAGGGGCUGCACUUUGCCGACGCCGGUCCAUGAUUCUCACGUAUCUGGUGCUGAUGCUGAUCGUCUACAUCUUUGAGUGUGCCUCCUGCAUCACCUCCUAUACCCACCGUGACUAUAUGGUGUCGAACCCGUCCCUGAUCACCAAGCAGAUGCUGACCUUCUACAGCGCGGACACGGACCAGGGCCGGGAGCUGACCCGCCUGUGGGAACGCAUCAUGACCGAGCAAGAAUGCUGUGGCACGUCUGGUCCCAUGGACUGGGUGAAUUACACGUCCACGUUCCGGGCUGCCACUCCGGAAGUGCUGUUCCCCUGGCCCCCACUGUGCUGCCGCCGGACCGGAAAUUUCAUCCCCCUCAACGAAGAGGGCUGCCGCGUGGGCCACGUGGAUUACCUGUUUACCAAGGGCUGCUUCGAGCACAUUGGCCAUGCCAUUGACAGCUACACGUGGGGCAUCUCAUGGUUUGGAUUCGCCAUCCUGAUGUGGACGCUCCCUGUGAUGCUGAUAGCCAUGUACUUCUACACUACCCUCUGAGCACCCAGAAGGGAUGCCAAGGACACAUCCGGCCUCCAUCUUGUGCCUCUUGCCUCCACUGCCUCCCCUCUCCCAUGCCCACCUGCCUGCUUUCUGUCCCCAGAGACAUCUUUCUAAGUUUCUGAGCCCUCCUGGGCUU
Dipodomys spectabilis (banner-tailed kangaroo rat) is the source of this 915-nucleotide messenger RNA. It is a transcript of the gene Upk1a, whose product is annotated as uroplakin 1A. The coding region runs from base 3 to 776 and encodes 257 amino acids. Gene Ontology annotation, cellular component: membrane. The record is from RefSeq and is a predicted model, not a curated record. NCBI's taxonomy places the organism in Eukaryota, Metazoa, Chordata, Mammalia, Rodentia, Heteromyidae. The transcript is spliced from 7 exons.